GCAGAUUUCACACCCGGGGACGACAGCCAACCUGAUGAUGUCAGAUGUGAGCUGGAAGAGAAGGAGAAAUCACACAAAAUCUGCUGCAGCUCCUCUUUAGUCAAGCAGAUGAGUUUUGCUAAGCAUCUUGGUUGUUUUGCUCCACGGAGUGCUUUAAUGGAAGGUCAUUUGAAGCCCAAUCUGAGCGACCAUGAGCGCGCUUGACUUGACUUCCAUCCUGGAUUUCCUGGAGACGGCCAACUUGACGGAGAUCAACUGGACGUGCAACAACGGCGAGUGCAUCACGGUGGACGCGACAACAUGCCCCGGCACGCUCAACAAGAGCGCCCUGCUCUACACUCUGUCCUUCUUCUACAUCUUCAUCUUCGUCAUAGGCCUGGUGGCCAACUCGGUGGUGGUGUGGGUCAACCUCCAGGCCAAAAUGACCGGCUAUGAAACCCACCUGUACAUCUUCAACCUGGCCAUCGCCGACCUGUGCGUGGUGAUCACCCUUCCCGUGUGGGUCAUCUCGCUCGUCCAGCACAACCAGUGGCACAUGGGGGAAAUCACGUGCAAGAUAACUCACCUGAUAUUUUCCAUCAACUUGUACAGCAGCAUCUUCUUCCUGGCGUGCAUGAGCGUAGACCGCUACCUCUCAGUCGCCUAUUUCACCAACUCCAGCAGCCGCAAGAAGAAGAUCAUCCGCCGCUGCAUCUGCAUCCUGGUGUGGCUCCUGGCUUUCUCCGCGUCCCUCCCGGAUACCUAUUACCUCAAGACGGUCUCCUCCAGCAACGAGACCUACUGCAGGCCCGUUUACCCCGAAGAGAGCUUCAAGGAGUGGUUGAUUGGCAUGGAGCUCAUCUCUGUGGUGCUGGGCUUCCUCAUCCCCUUUCCCGUCAUCGCCGUGUUUUAUUUCCUCCUGGCCAAGAGCAUCUCCGCCUCCAGCGACCAGGAGCGGAAGAGCAACGGGAAGAUCAUCUUCUCCUAUGUCGUGGUGUUCCUGGUGUGCUGGCUGCCCUACCACGUGGCUGUCCUGCUGGACAUCUUCUACAGCCUUCAUUUCAUCCCCUUCAGCUGCCAGAUGGAGAACUUCCUCUACGCCACCCUCCACAUCACUCAGUGUUUCUCCCUAGUCCACUGCUGUGUCAACCCCAUCCUGUACAGCUUCAUCAACCGCAACUACAGAUACGAGCUCAUGAAAGCCUUUAUUUUCAAGUACUCUGCCAAAACUGGCCUCACCAAACUCAUUGACGCCUCCAGAGUGUCAGAAGCAGAAUACUCAGCUCUGGAGCAAAAUGCCAAAUGACUGCAACCCCAGAAAGAAACUUCACUGACUCUCUGAACUGAUGUGGUUUUUUUGUGUGUUACGAUUUGUUUGUUUGUUUGUUUUUUACCCCUUCCUUUCAAUGUGCUUGUUAUAAACGGGGCGUGAAUUCCAGCCUACAAAAGAGAGAGGACAAAGUGUAAUUUAAGAGUAGGAUCAGUUGCAAAGUGGAAGUGGUACCAAAAUGAAAACCUUUUCUCCUCCUAGCCCAGUGUGGACUCCUCAACAAUGCUAUGCAAAUGGAAAUGACUUCCUAGCAGACAAAGCCAUUGUGUACCAUAGAUAACACGGAUAAGCUUCUCCUUCCACGUCGUGAUUCCCUCUUGUCUCCUUGUAUAUGUUGAUAUAUAUAGUGUGUGUUGUAUUUAAAAGCUCAAGACUUUAUUUUCUGCCUCUUGGUGUACCUUAUACAAGUGUAUUUGAAAGUUAAAUAUAUUUUUUAUCAUGUAUUUGAAGUAUAUUGCUGAUGAGUGUAUCCAGAGUGCUGUAGUCUGUGUGUUAGGUGGCCGUUUGGCUCCAGGAGGAUGCUGAUAAAUAGGAUGGAAAUGAUCUCUUGGGAGCAUCCUCCCUGGCUGGCACACUUUACGGACCGUGGCUUUAUGUGGUGUCACACCCACAUGCUGGAGCAUGAAAUAUAUGUAGUGUAACAUAGCUGCCAUCAUGUUAAAAUUAACAGUAUUGUCAGAGUCCUUAACUCCUACACCCCUGCUUCAACAGGCUGUAUCCUCCUGCACAGAGUGAGUGAUCUUACUGCUGAGAGUUGUCUCUAUUUGUAAGUUAUUUUUGUAAAAUAAAGAUCUGAGGAAAGAA
This is a messenger RNA of Hirundo rustica (Barn swallow), 2113 nucleotides long. It is a transcript of the gene ACKR3, whose product is annotated as atypical chemokine receptor 3. Gene Ontology annotation, biological process: chemotaxis; angiogenesis; vasculogenesis. The record is from RefSeq and is a predicted model, not a curated record. Bases 191 to 1285 code for a protein of 364 amino acids. Gene Ontology annotation, cellular component: membrane. NCBI's taxonomy places the organism in Eukaryota, Metazoa, Chordata, Aves, Passeriformes, Hirundinidae. Gene Ontology annotation, molecular function: coreceptor activity; chemokine binding; G protein-coupled receptor activity. The transcript has 2 exons.